This is a messenger RNA of Gorilla gorilla gorilla (western lowland gorilla), 2084 nucleotides long. Its product is annotated as ras-related protein Rab-5C-like. Gene Ontology annotation, molecular function: GTPase activity; GTP binding. The record is from RefSeq and is a predicted model, not a curated record. The transcript has a single exon. NCBI's taxonomy places the organism in Eukaryota, Metazoa, Chordata, Mammalia, Primates, Hominidae. The coding region runs from base 1403 to 1717 and encodes 104 amino acids.
ACAAUUUUAUAGAAUGUAAAAGCCAAAGAAAUGUUAAUCAAGGUUAAAAUUAUGCCUUAUUCUUGUCAGCCACAGAAAUUAGGUAAAAGCUUUGUUUUCUGAUGAGGCAAUUUCAUGGAGCCUUUCUCAGUUACCUUCACUGAGCCCAACCCUUUUUCCAAGAUGUCAUUAAAACAACUUCACAAGAGGAGACGGCCAGCUAUGGCACUUCAUUUUUCAGUCUCUAACUGCCUCUGGAUUUGCUUUACCUCUCAAGUCUGUACUAGCAUCCAGGUUUUGGAUAAUAUGACGAUUUGCAUGGAUUACAUAUUUAGAGCAGAUUAUACCAUGUUUGGUUUGGUGGUCAGAUGAGUCUAGUGUAGGGAAUAUAAAUAUGGCUCACUAUGUGAAGGUGCAAGGGUAGCAUACUGUUAUAUUUCUAAAUCGAAUAAAAUUGAUAUAUUCAUUAUCCAACUUAGUUUGGCUAGAUAUUCAGUAGUGGCUGUAAUUGGUUUGUUGCUCCCCUCUUUUUUGGUAUGAUACAGGAAGCUUAUGUGGCCUACACACUAGGAAAAAGGCAAGGAAGGACUUUUGGACCUCAGUUUACUUUUUUUUGCAUUGUGAUAGAUGCUCAUGGUUUUAAGUUUUGAUGGUCCAAUUUUAGGUGCUCCACUUAACUCCAAGCCAAGCUAGGACAGGAUAGGAAACUUUGCCAAAGCUUAAAGGCUUCUAGGAAAUUAAAUUUUUGAAUAGCCUGGAAUCACUUUCCCUACCUGGUCAUAUCACCUCUUCUAGGGUGUGAUGAAGAAUUUUCAUGAAGCCACCUGAGGAGCCAAUUAUUCUAUGAAAAUAUGAUCAGCCACAUCAUAAAAAUGAAAAUUAACAUGAUAGGAGGCUGAAGUCGGGGACACUGCCUUUGGGGAGAGAAGCAGAGCUGGUCCAAGCCCUGGCCCCAAGUAAAGCCACUGCCCUGGAGCCACCUUGGAGGUCCCCCUCCCCACUAAAUGCCUCUUCGCACAGCACUGGUCCCUGCUCCCACCUCUCUGGACCACUGCAGCUGGAUGGGUAGUGGCGAGUUGGGGAGGCACAGCAUGACUCAAUAAGAUCUGUCUGUUUAAGCGUGUUCUGCUGGGUCUGCAGUGGGCAAAUCUAACCUGUCCUCUGCCUUGUGAAGGGACAAUUUCAUGCGUACUAGGAGAGCACACUCGGAGCAGCCUUCCUCACACAGAAUGUCUGCUUGGACAACACAACAGUUAGGUUUGAGAUCUGGGACACGGUUGGACAGCAGUGGUAUCACAGCCUGGCCCCCAUGUACUCUUGGGGGGGCCCAGGCUGCCAUCAUGGUCUAUGACAUCACCAAUACAGAUACAUUUGCCGGAGCCAGGGACUGAGUGAAGGAGCUACCAAGCAGGCCAGCCCCAACAUGGUCCUUGCGCUCAUGAGUAACAAGGCAGACCUGGCCAGCAAGAGACCCCUGGAAUUCCAGGAAGCACAAGCCUAUGCAGACGACGACAGUUGGCUGUUCAUGGAGACAUCAGCAAAGGGUGCAAUGAAUGUGAAUGAAAUUUUCAUGGCAAUAGCUGAGAAACUUCCCAAGAGCAAGCCCCAGAAUGCAGCUGGUGCUCCAGACAGAAACCAAGCUGUGGACCUCCAGGAGAACCACCCGGCCAGCCCCAACCAGUGUUGCAGCAAUGGAGCCCCCCUUGCCUGCCCACUGCCCCCACGUCUUCCACCUUAAUGACCUGGAAUCCACUCUAACCAAUCGUACUUAACGACUCGGGCCACCUCUUGGGUAGGGGGGUAGGAGUAGGAGUCCACCGUGAUUUCUCCAUAUAAUUUUGGUCAUAGGCCAUAGUGAGUUAUUUCACCUGUACAUUUCUGUACAAACACUAAUUGGAUUUUAAGUCUUAAGUCACUUUUUAAAUAUAUAUGAUCUUCCGCUCUUCCCACUUCCUCCUCUUCCUACUGCUUUCCCACUUUUCUUUUGCUGGUAGUAGCCACGUGCUCCUGUCUCCUGAACCUUGUAUAUGGGGACAGUGGGGUCCAAGCAGCUACCUUCUUUCCCUCUUGUGGAAUAGCGGACCCAGCAAGAGCAUCCAUAUUUU